This is a messenger RNA of Diaporthe citri, 960 nucleotides long. RefSeq lists its product as uncharacterized. Bases 1 to 960 code for a protein of 319 amino acids. Lineage: Eukaryota; Fungi; Ascomycota; Sordariomycetes; Diaporthales; Diaporthaceae. Gene Ontology annotation, molecular function: ubiquitin protein ligase binding. The transcript is spliced from 4 exons. The record is from RefSeq and is a predicted model, not a curated record. Gene Ontology annotation, biological process: regulation of proteolysis; proteasome-mediated ubiquitin-dependent protein catabolic process. Gene Ontology annotation, cellular component: cytoplasm.
AUGGCAACUGACCUUGACAGACUGGCCAAGCAAAAUCUUGACCUGUUAGAAUCCGGCAAUUUUGCCGAUGUUGAAAUCAUUUGCCAAGGAAGAACAUGGAAGGUGCACAAAGUCAUCCUGCAAAGUCGAUGUCGCUGGUUUGAGAAGGCUUUUGAGAACAACUGGCAGGAGGCACAGACUGGCCGAAUUUACCUACAAGACGAACAGCCAGAGCAGGUCAAUGAGCUCCUGAAAUUCAUCUACAUAGGCCGAUACAUACCAGCUGCAGAGCCUAGAAAGGGAUGUAUUUCAAUCGCCGUUCUGGCGAAGACCGUGUCUCUGUGGCGCCCCGCCGAUUUUUUCUUGCUGCCAGAUCUAAAGGAGGCGAUCCAGGAGUACCUCAUUUCGAGGCUCGCCGCCGUGCUAUGGUUCUUCCACAAUUUCAGGUUCUACCUAGUCACCCGCGAGGCUCUCCACAACAAGUCCGUCGAUCAAAAGGACGCCCUGGCCAAUUUCUACGUCGAUUUUAGUCAAGCGGUUGCGGAGAUUUACAAAAGUUAUGGUGCACGACAAAUUCACAAGUUGUUUGCUGCUUUCGCCUGUGGCUUGCGCGAGCACAUGUCGGAACAUGUCAUCUGGGAUCUCAUGAAGCGAGUCCCCGAGUUCCAAAAGGACGUGUCUAACGCGCUUGUUACACUCCACUUCCCCAAGGCUGGCGACGAACUUUUGAGUGGUGGGUUGAAAAACCUCUGUCUCUCCGAGGCCUGGAAAGCCGACUCCGUUUGGUCAACUGGAGACGGUAGCGGCUUCAGAUGCUCUAAAUGUGGCGAACAAAGCCCGGAGAUGGGCAAAGCAACGUCCUCACGCGGCGAAGUACGGGAUAUGACACUUGAUCCAUUCCCACUGGGAACUCGGAAAUGGUGCAACGACUGCGCCUUUUCGUCAAUCAAGUCUCUCUUGGAAGCCAUGAUCAAUAGGUAA